This is a messenger RNA of Hyphopichia burtonii NRRL Y-1933, 7634 nucleotides long. RefSeq lists its product as uncharacterized. Gene Ontology annotation, cellular component: ER to Golgi transport vesicle membrane; endoplasmic reticulum exit site. Bases 98 to 7525 code for a protein of 2475 amino acids. Gene Ontology annotation, biological process: COPII vesicle coat assembly; autophagy; Golgi organization. The record is from RefSeq and is a predicted model, not a curated record. The transcript has a single exon. NCBI's taxonomy places the organism in Eukaryota, Fungi, Ascomycota, Pichiomycetes, Serinales, Debaryomycetaceae.
CAUUUACAUUAGUGUGAUCAAUUCAUUGAUUGAACGUUUAAAUCCUGUUGAUUUGAACGUUUCGGACUGGUCAGUCAACUAAAAGAUCAAAGCGGACAUGCCUCCCAAAAGAAAUAAUAAAAAUAAAAGAAGAAGUCAGAACUUGGUUAAGCAAACAGUUGAAACUUCAAAAUCAUCUGAUCAAUCAUCUUCUGCUUCUUCUACUUCGAAUCUAAAUCCAGGCUAUCCUCUCAAUGAUAAUAAAACUAGUAAUCAAAGAGUAAGUGUUUUAUACAAUACUAAUGAGGAUUUAAAAGUACAGAAUGUGAAGGAAGAACCCAAAAGAAAAUUAUCUGUUGCUGAUACAAUUUCUUCAAUUGCCCAACAAUCGGCUCAUCAUACUGAAGAUUCUAUAUUAAGAAGAAACUCAACCUCGAUUCCGAGUCAAUCCGGAGAAGCAGAUCAAAUACAAGAUCAUGCUCAGGAAUUCCAGGAUCGUCAAGAUGACAAGGAUGCCAAAGAUGACAAGGAUGCCAAAGAUGACAAGGAUGCCAAAGAUGACGACGAAUCAGAAAACCGGUUCAAUAAACAAGAUUUACAACGUACUCAAAUGAUUGAACAAAAUACUUUUGAGAACUCAAUCAAAGAUCAUAAAUUGGAAUUUGAAGACGAAGGCGAGUCUAACUUAACGGAAGAAGAAAAAACUAUUCCGGAACUCUCACCAACUGCAGUUGAAGAUACCCAACCUUCUAUUCAUUCAGUGCUUAAUAUAAGCGACUCAAACCAAUUGAAUGCAGUUCUGGAAACACCUCCUCAAUUGAAUGAACAUCAUAACCAACAAGAGGAAGCACAAUCAAAUAAAGCACUAGAUGAAGAGCGCAGACCAGAACAUGAAUCAAAUGAAGUACAUGAAUCAAAUGAAAUACAUGAAUCAAAUGAAGUACAGGAAUCAAAUGAAAUACAUGAAUCAAAUGAAGUACAGGAAUCAAAUGAAAUACAUGAAUCAAAUGAAUUAAAUGAAGGAAAUGAAUCAAACGAAGUAAAUCAAUCAAAGGAUGACCCAUCAAAAUCUCAACAAUUACCUUGGGACUCUGAAAAUCAACAGCCUCAUGAAGCAGAAUCACAGUUUCCUUGGAAUCAGCCUCUGAUUUCUCAAGAAGAACGCUUCCCCUUUGAAAAAAAUCAAGUUCCUUCCUUGCCUGACGAACAUUUAAUUAAUGACGAUUCAAAAACCAGCCUCGAGGAAUUUAAAAAAGAUGACUUACCUUGGUAUAAUGAUGAUUUAAAACAUCAACCUUGGGACACUGGCGACCUCAAGUUUAAGAAAUCUCAACAAUUAUCCGAAAAAGAUUUACCUCAACAAAACUCCUCAGAAAAUCGGUUACCUUGGGAUGACGAUCACCCUAGUCAAAACGAAAGUGUACCUUCGGAAAAUGAGCACUCUAAACAAAAUGAAAAUUUACCUUGGGAAGAAAAUCAACAAAAUGAAAAUUUACCUUGGGAAGAAGAUCAACAAAAUGAAAAUUUACCCUGGGAUGUGAACCAAAAUAAUUCAAAUCAGCUGGGAACAAAAUUACCUUGGGAAGACCAACAAAAAGAUACCCACUUUUCGCCAUUACAAGAAAAUAAACAAGAACUUGGAUUUGAGCAAAGUGACGAUGUAAAGUUGCCUUGGGAUGAAGGUGAAGAUAACCAGCAAAAACCAAAAUCUGCCCAAGAAUCUGAAAAUAAACUACCAUGGGAGCAAGGUCAAUCACAUGAAGUUAUAGAUGAAUCCCAAAGCCAUGAACGUAAGGGGGAUCUUACAGAAGAAAAAUUGGAUGCUUUAUUUGCUGACGAUAAUGAUGACGUUUUCUUCUCUAAGGGUGCAUCUAAAUCGGAUAAUGAGCAUUUUGAUACUGAUAAUAAAGACCUUGAACAAAAAGAGAGCCUCACCAAUGAUAAAAGUAUAAAUGACUUGUUUGACAGUAAUGAUGAGUUUACCAUCAAAUCUUCAAAAGAUAUUUCUCGAACCGAUAGCAAUGGUCUCAUAAAAGAUGAAACUAGAAAGUUCGAUAAAACUUUGAGUGGCUCUAAAGAUAAACCUUCUCUUGAUUUUCUAUUAGAUGAUGAUCUCUUAUUAGAUGAAGAUCAAUUGGCUCUGACAGCUGCAAGUUCAAAAUCAAGCGUAUCUCAAAAAGAACAACUUCCUAAACAUACCUCUUACCAACCAAAGAAAGGUCCUCAUCAUUCUUAUGUUCCUCAUAAGCCUUCUGUUUCUUCUGGCCACAAAUUGCCUCCAAAAGCAAGCGAUUCUCAACAAUUUGUUAAGAAUUUGGAAGCCUCCAAAAAGAAAAAUGAUGCUUAUGAUUUCCCUGAUUCUUUAAUCACUCAGAAAAUCAAGCCUGCUCCAAGGCAUGAAAACAAAUACGCUCCUUCAGCUAGCUCGUCCAGUCAUUCUCUUCCUCCACCCAAACAGAGAAUUUCUUCAAACCAUUCCUCUCCUGUUAUGCCACCACCAGCUAGACCGGGAAAUAGCCUGAGAUCUUCGUCAACAUCUUCUCACCCUUCGUCUAAGCCUAAGGCUUUUUUCGAGGAGUUACCAGUGCAAUUACCAAAGGCAGGUGCUAGGCCAGCUCGAGCAGCUGCUCCAGUUAAAACUGCAACACCAGUUUCAAAUGCUUCCCCAGGUCUAGUAAAACCUCAAUUAAGUGCAAAGGUUAAGUCACCUGUCAAUCCAUACGCAAAAUUGGGUCCUCCCCCACAAGCUCCUAAUCAGGUACAUGGUUCUGUCCUUCCUCCCAAUCAACCUAUUGGUAGUGUUCCCCCAGCUGGUGGAUUGCCUCCUCCACCAAUGGGACAACCAAUGGGACAACCAGGUACAAUUCCCCCACCAAUGGGACAACCAGGUACAAUUCCCCCACCAAUGGGACAACCAGGUAUGGCCCCGCCUCCUGCAGGCCAAACUCAGUUUGGAUCUCCGUCUAUGGGCCAAACAAGUAUGGUUCCCCCUUCUGCCAAUCCUCCAGCCGUUGUACCUUCUGCUGCUGGUCAAGCGCAUUCUAGAAAUAACUUUGGUUUUCCUAAUGUCCAAAACCAGUCGCAAUCGCAAACAUUUCCUUCGGUGCAACCAAAUAAACCUACUUUGAAUACAAAUGUACCAAGAUCUCAAAAUAAGGGCUCCGCUACCAGUCCAUAUGUUCCCAAUGUUGGACCUUAUGCUCCAAAUAGCCAUAGACGGGGUCAUUCGAGAGCUAGCUCUUUAGUGGGUGGAAAAGGAAAAGAAAUCAAUCCAUAUGCUCCGCUCAUUCCUGAGGGCCAACCUCAACCUGGAUUACAGGGUUCAGUUCCUCCCCCAGUGCAAGGGUUUCCACCAAGGCUGUUUAGCCCAAACAUUCCUCCUGCUUCAAACAAUCAUGCAGGGGUAAUGCAUCCGAUCAAUAGAUCUCGUGGUGUCUCUAAUCCAAAGUCAAGUAUUUAUCAUAAGCAAUCCCCUCCACCUGCACCAAAGAUUACAGAUCCUAAUGCACUUUUGCGUAGACAAUUUCCAAUUUUCAAUUGGGGACCUUCUCAAAAUAUUGUUUAUCUAGUGCCAAGCACUCCAAGCAAUGCAUUUGAUCAUAGUGUUGGCUCUUUGCAAGUCAAAGCAGUUUCGGAAGCUUUACCAAAUAAAGAUUUUUUCUCUACUUUCCCUGGCCCUUUGAGCAAGAGUAAGUCCAAAAAGAAAGACAUUGAAAAAUGGAUUGAGACCAAUAUUGAAGUUAUUAAAAACAAAGGAAACUCCUUUGGAACAGAUGAGUUGUUGUUAAACGAAGUCUUAUUGUCCUUAAUCAAGUAUGAUGGCGAUAUUCACUCUUCUGAAUUCGUCAAGUCAGUUUGUGGUGCUAUCAAUCCCACCGUAGAUUAUAAUCAACCAGCAGAUAAUAACUUCGGUCACUCAUUGAAUAUUACGGCUAAUGCUUACAGACUCGACAAUUCUGGGGUAAAUACUGUAUGGGGAUUAUUACAGUCAGGAAAUACGGAAACAGCAUUGAACUUUGCUUUGUCAAGGGGUGACUGGUCAUUAUCAUUAAUUAUUUCUAGUUUUAUUGGAUCCGAGAAAUUUGCUAAGACUGCUUCUGAUUAUGCAAGAAAUCUUUUCCCAUUUCAAAAGUCACCCAAUAAGGUUUUGCAUUUGAUACCAAUCUUGUUAAAAGUAUUUGCUGGUAACUCAAAAAGCGUUAUUGAAGAUUUUAGAAAUGUCCCUUCAGAAGGCGAUUGGGCAUCAUUGAAUUAUAGGGAUAUCAUCGCUGCGGUGUAUAUCAAUGGUUCAUCAAGAUGCUUGGAAUUUUUAUCGGAAUUUGGUAACUACUUGUCUUCUAUUGAAAAUUUCAGUGCCAGUGAAGUGUGCUACAUACUAGCAGGAUUUCCAAUGUCUAACAUUCCCAUGAAUAAUGGUAAGGCUUUCACUUUUGUUGGCUCACAGACUCUGACUUCAUUAUACAGCGAAAUUUAUGAAUAUUCUUUAAAAUCCGCUCCUAAUGCUUCUGUACCAGCAGCUGGCUUUCCUCAUUUAUUAAUUCUCAAACUCAGACAUGCACAGUUAUUAGCUGACUACGGUUUGUUCAAUGAAUCUCAAAAAUACUGUGAUGCUAUUGGUGCCAACCUUAAAUCUAUGGGUAAAACAAAUUUCUUUGGACCUUCUGCGUUUCAUGAAUUUCAGACUUUACUAAUGAGAAUCUCAGAAUCAAAUACUCCAGAUGGUGGGUGGUUUGACAAUAAGAUUAGCAGAGUAAACUUGAACAAAUUUUGGGGCCAACUUGAUAAGUUUAUAGGUGGAGAUGAGCCUAAGGCGAAAAGCAAUGAAAGUGGUCCAUUUAGUAAGUUCAGUCCAUCAGUCUCAAGGACUGCAUCUACUAUCGAUGUAACAGCCAUGCCUCAAACAUCACCUCGUGUGGUAAAUGAUUUUAGAGAUGGACUUGCUUCUGGUUCAGCACCAUCUUCCUCUACAGAUAUGAUUUAUGGGGGCUUGUUAGGGCUGUCCCGCCCUCCAAUUGUUUCUAACCCUUCGAAUGCGUCUGUUUCUAAGUACUCACCGUCACCAUCUGGAAACGUUUAUACCAAACAGACAGUACCGGCAAUUCAGCGCUCUGAGCAGCACCAACAGUCUCCUUUGGCUAAUCUUCAACAAACCCCAGCACCUCCUCCACCAAUUUCAUCUACCCUUGCAUCACCAGGUAAUUCACGCUACCAACCAUCCAAUGCAUCAACCCAUAGUUUGCAAUUGAAUGAUUCAACUAAUGACGGAUUAUUACCACCUAAAAAGGCUCAAUCUAAGUAUUCUCCGGUUGCACAGAAGUCGAAUCUUGGUUCCGCACGAAGCUAUCCGUAUUCUAACAAAGCAGCCCAAUCGUCGACUCUGUCAAUUGCUUCUCAUAUAAGUAUUCAGCCAACCCCUGGAACUAUACCACCUCCUGUUGCAGUUACAGGGCCUUCUGGCUCCCAAAAACGCCCUUCAAUCGGUAGUAUUAUGUCUGGAGACAUUCAGAAUGAUGGAUCUAGUCAGCACAUUCAUCAACACCAAAGAAAUCUCUCAGACCAAAGUGACAUCAGUUUGGAUUAUCCGCUGGAUUUCAAAUCAACUCCCAAAAAGUUGGGAGGAGGUUUCCAUGAUUAUGCUCCCGAGGAAAAGAAGGAGCCAGAGCAUAUCCCCGAGACAAUUAAAGAAUCUCCUGAAAAGGAAGCUCUGCAAUUCAGCAAUUCUAAGAACAAUUUGACUGACUUCACAUUGGAUGAAAAGAAAGUUGAAGCUCACGAAAUUCCUGCACCAUAUGAACAGGCUCCGCUAUCUCAAACAAACGAAGAACUCUAUACAGAAUCUGAAAGUGGUUCAAGAACAGAAGCAAGUGUGCCACAAAUGACUUCAGUACCACAACGUAUUCUGCAACCACAAGAACCUUCCCAGGAACUUGUAUCGGAACAAGAUCCUCAAGAACUGUCAACUAGAGCCCCUGAUGCAAGUUUGGCAGAAUCAGUGAAUAAAGAAGAGAUGUCCAGUACCUCUAUACAGCCUUCCAAGGCUGCUCCACCCCCUCCACGAGGUCCGGCUUUAAGAAGCUCGAAAGCUAAAGUUAAUCCAUAUGCACCAGGUGGUGCAAAUAGACAGACAAGACCAAGUAGGUAUAGUUCUUCAACUAAGGGAGCUAGUAAAUAUAGCGCUGGAAGCUCUAACAACAGUUUAUAUACUGGGCCGGUUGAUAAUGUUUCGUAUGGUGAUUUAUUCGGGUACAAACAGAAGGAUGAGAAACCUUUGGUUAAUAAUGACGGCCAGGGAGAUGCUUCCAGUACAUUGAAUCCACCGUCUGCUAUGAACACACAACAAAACGGUGGUGAAGCUGCUACUCUUUCUAAUCAAAUUCAACCAGAAGAAAAUUCUGAUCACCAUGCACUAAAUAUUCCUCAAAGUGGCAACUUUUCUGGUGCCUCAAGGUUUGAGCCUCCAACUUCUAUCAGUGGAAAUACUGGAAACACUAACGUGGAUGAAAGUUUUGAGACGGAAGGAAAUGUGACAACUGAGUCUGAACCCGUUCCAAUACAGACACCACGGGCCAGAUCUUCUUUAUUAUUGAAUACUGCGGUCUCACCGGGACAACCAGGAAGGGAAGCUUUAUUCAAUCCCUAUCAAGGAGAAAGAAGACCAUCUGGGUUUGGCCUUAAUCAAGGGUUUGACGACUUUCCAAUUCCAGGUUCACCUGAGUUGACAACAAGAGCCAAUUCGGUUAUUGGUGGUCCUGGUGGAUUAUAUUCGUCAAGACUUUCACAGUCUCAACAAUCUGCAUUGUAUCAACAAUAUGAAGUCCAAGAUGACACUGUUAGAGAUUAUGUCCCUGUACCAGAAGACGAUGAAGAUGAAGAAGAUGAUGCUUCUGCGAGAGCAGAAAGACAGAAGAGAGAAGAGGAAGCCAGAGUGGCAAGAAUUGAAGCAGAUAGAGCCAGACAACUGGCCAGUGCGGCUGCAAGAGAUAGGGCUACAGCAUCUAGUGGAGGAGGUAGUUGGUUUCCAUGGUUAAAUAAAAAAGAUGAAAACAAACCUAUUAGGGCUAAAUUAGGAGAAAAGAACAAAUUCAAGUAUGACGAAAAAUUAGGCAGAUACAUUGAUACUACGAGACCAAUUGAAGAACAGUUGGCUCCAGCUGCACCACCACCUCCACCAAAGAAAAAGGCAGUUCCACCUGGUCCAACCUCAAGAGGAAGUUCUGUGCCAUCUGAACCGCCAUCUGGACCGCCAUCUGGACCACCAUCUGGACCGCCAUCUGGACCACCAUCUGGACCGCCAGCGGGAGCACCGGUAGGAGCACCAUCGGGGCCACCGAUUGGACGUGCAAUGGGCGGUCAACCACCAGCUGCUUCAGCAGGGCUACAACUGGAUGCUCCUCCACCAAAGCCAAAGGCCAAUGUACCUAAUUUAGCUACUGCAGGGUUGGAUGACUUAUUAUCGCUUGGUAAUGGAUCCGGAAGCAGUGUUGCUACAAGCCGUAAGACUAAGAGAGGUGGCCGUCGUGGUUAUGUUAACGUUUUAGAACAAUAAUAUUGACUGAUUUUCACAUUUAAAUGAACAUAAAACUUAAAAAAAAACAAACACAAAUUCAUUUAUUAUAAAAACAUAAAAUUGCAUCUUGUAUUCAUAGUAAUAAAAC